GUUGAAAGUUCGUGUUAUAGCGCCCUCAGCUCCAUUGAAUACUGAAUAAUUGACAAACAACAUGGCGGACGUAGAAAACGGUUUCAAGGCAACAAGCGGAGGAAUUGUUGGACGAUGAAACCCUCGCUGAGGAGAAACUUUUUGAGGAGCUUGAGACUGAAGAAGUCCCCGCCCACAUCAGGGAGGCCCGAAUGCUACAGCUGAAAGACCAGCUUCAGCAAUUAAACGAUCACCAGUUGAAGGGUUACGGCACUUACUGUGAGAUAAAAAAGGAGAAAGACCUCUUAGAUCUGACAGUAAAGGAGAGGAACGUCAUCGUUCACUUCUUCAAAGCAGACUUCAAGUUGUGCAAGCUUAUGGAUUCUCAUCUUGAGGCUCUAGCAGAGAAACACUUUGGAACCAAAUUUGCCAAAGUCAGCGUCGAAGUGGCCAAGUUCUGUGUGGGCAAGUUUGGUAUCAAAGUUCUUCCAGCGAUUCUUGUCUUCAUUGAUGCAAAGUACAAAGACAGGAUAAUUGGGUUUGAAGAAUUAGGAAACAAUGAGAACUUCACGACAGAGAUGCUGGAGAGAAGACUAGCAAAAAGCGGAGUGAUCCUGCUGCCUGACGUUCAGCCACAGGAGAAUAAGACGUUACUGGGCUACGACCGCCGAAAACCUGACGAGGAAAGCGAUGAUGAGGAUUACUGAAAUCACUCCAAAGAUGGCAGGCAGUGUCUAGAUCAUGUGAUGAUGUCAAGUCACAUGACUGGCCACGGUGGCCUUAUAAGGGAACGGUGUACAGUAGUUAUGGUGGCCUUCACCACAGGGCCGUAAAAGGAAAGAUAUAAGGGAGAUUAAAACAGCAACAAAAUCCAUCUGCUGCAACUACCCACGUGCUGUAAACGUUCCUUUUUGCCAGAAACCUGUGUCUGCUUCACAGAUGAAAUUCAUGUGCUUGGCAACGUUUUUUUUAACGGUGCAGAUUGAGUAUUGCCACUGACUGUUUACUCCAGUGAAGAUCUGUUAAUUAUCAUGGUUUUGUGAAAAGUAUGGAUAGCUAUUUCUUCCAUUUAAUGUGUGUGUCAAUAUUUUUACAGGCCCUCAUAGGCAUUGGGUAGUUGGUGUUGAGAUGAAACCCCCCCCCCACCCCCUCACGGUAUACAAUUGUGUUAUGUAUUUCCAUGCGUAAUCAGCUGUUUAAUACCCUUCCCUUCCACCAGGCUGGCUACGGCCCUGUACUGUGUGAAUUCUUCAAAUGUGGUCUAUAGAAAGAGGACAUUCAAACACCAAAGUGUAGACCUUAUUCACGAGAAAGCCAUUUUGAUCAUGUUUGCUGAUUUUUAUUUACACAUGUGCAAUUUUGUCGUGCGAUAAUGUUGCGCAUAUUUACAUACCCGCACAAAUCAAUGAGCACGUUUACAUUUACGCGACAAAGUUGUGCGACUAAUCGCGUUAACAACUUUGCAAAAAUCUCACAAUAUAUCUUGUGUUUGUUCGUUCACACUUGCCUGUGAGUGACAUUGCUGCGCGACAUAGUUGUUGCGACAAAAUCACGUAUGUGUAAACACCUAACCGUUAAUUCACAGCGCCUUGAGUACGUAACUGUGGUUACAAGACUUAUACGACUCUGGUACUACUACUACUGUUGAAUGGGAUGGUGCCAGACUAUUUAUUGGUUCCAAGCCUUACUUUUAAUUUGUUUUUUUAAUCUGGCUUAAAACAUUAGUGUAUCAUUAAUCACAAAUUUUCAAUUAUUCAUCAGAGCAGAGUCUGCUCUGUAAUUAACUAUAUUUCACUACUUUCCUUUCUAUUUGCAAGUUCAAAAAUGUAGUUUUUACCUUUUUCAAUUUAAUAUGGCGGACUCGUGAAUACGGCCUAUUAAGUGCGUGCUGAAACAUUUAAUAACUCUCAACUGAUGAUGCGAUACUUUCUCCAAGUUUGGCCCAAAAUAUGGUAUCUAUUUUCUAUCGUUGCGAUUAAAAUAUAAAAGGAUAAAUUCUCUUUUAGAUUUUUCAGAGAAAAACAUCAGUAUUGAAAAUGCACUGAGACAGUGUGUUAGCAGAUUGUUCACCAAUCUUUACUUUUUCUUUUGUAGAAUGCAAACACUGAAAGUCUGGGUCUUCACUUUUAUCUUAACAAAAUAAUGCGAUAGUAACUUAUAAACUUGGAUCAGGACUACCAGAUUAUAACCCAAACCUAUUGUACAUUUGAGUUUUUUUAUAAUGCUACUGAUUGUUGAAUAUCUUUUUAAGUCCUCAAAACUACUGUACAGUCUUUAUUGUUCAUGUUGCUCUUUGUAUUUAUUUCAACUAUUGCAGUGUGUUUGUCAUUGAAUAUAAAAAAAACUAUUA
Patiria miniata (bat star) is the source of this 2329-nucleotide messenger RNA. RefSeq names its product thioredoxin domain-containing protein plp1-like. NCBI's taxonomy places the organism in Eukaryota, Metazoa, Echinodermata, Asteroidea, Valvatida, Asterinidae. The coding region runs from base 192 to 686 and encodes 164 amino acids. The transcript has 6 exons. The record is from RefSeq and is a predicted model, not a curated record. Gene Ontology annotation, cellular component: cytoplasm.